This is a messenger RNA of Tuber aestivum (summer truffle), 1480 nucleotides long. The record is from the annotation of a GenBank genome assembly. Lineage: Eukaryota; Fungi; Ascomycota; Pezizomycetes; Pezizales; Tuberaceae.
AUGGCCUCGUUCCAUUUCGUCUAGAAACCAGUCGAUUUCACAUCUGUUCGGCAUAGGGAGUAAACGUUCCUGCACCGUGCAGCACAUGGGGCUCACACGACACCAAAGUUGGCUUUUCGAGGCAGGAAGAGACUGACGUGAAAAUUGGCACCUCCUCGGAGCACUGGAACUUGAAUUCUGCUCCCGUAGCUCUCGAGAAUGCCCGAGCAGGUGCUGAAACGUGUCAGAGCGUGUGCUACGAAAAUGUAAUCACCUGGACAGACAAGUCCAAGACUAUCGGUGAUAUCGUCUCACGGAUACGACCCGGACCACGCGGUAUUGCCAUGGGCUUGAUUCCGGCUUCUGCUACGGGUAAGUUCCACACCAAGGUUUCCAUCCACUACAUCUCGCGGCCUCCAAGUCAGCUAAUCUAUUGUGCCCCAUAACAUAGGUCAUCAUAGAGGCAAACGAAGCGAUGGUACUAGUCGGCCUCGAAAAGAUUGGCUCUCUCACAGACCGCUGCACAAUCUAUCAGAAGCUUUAUCUCAACUCUGACCUCUUCAACCCGACUAUCUAAAUUAUAGCGAUUCCGGGGAAUCUCCUCUGCUACUCUUGAAGGCAGCCUGGUAAAGCUUUAUACUGUCAUACUCAGGUUUCUAGUCUAGGCUAAGAACAAUUUAUCACGGGCAACGGCAGAUGAAACACCUUAUCAACUGCAUACUUAUGAUCAGACUGAGGGGGCUAACCCAUUGGUUGGUUUUGUUUAUUUCUUACUGCACUUUUUUCAGGAGCCGCUUUCGACAACGACGAUCUCCGGACCCCUUGGGAUGAGAUUGAGUCCUUGGAAACUGACAUGUGUAGGAAGGCACAGGUCUUGGAAAUUUAAUGUGGGACAAACCUCCUCCAGGAAGGAUCUGUCCCGCCCACACUAGCCUGAGCAUCGCAGAUCAAAUUCUUUGAUGAUGAAGGACUUUGCGGGUUUGCUUGGCCAGGGCUGAUCUCCCACGAAUCACUCGACGCUAAAUUUCAUUGCAGUUCGCUUUCACAAAGUCCCCAGCUUCCUGCCAAUCUGACGGACACUAUUAUACUACCCGAUUCGAGGCAAUGAUAACCGGGACAUACUCAAAGCUAGAAAGUUUGCUUAACUCCCCCAUCUCCAAAUUCCACCACCUUUCCUAACUGUGCUGUAAAUUACUAUAAUAGAAACCGAAAAAACAGCCAUCUUACGGUAGGCAUCUGCAAUUCCAUAAGACCAGCACCACCAACGCAUCAGGGAGACUCGAUUGGUUGGCACCGGAGAAUGGUAACUCGAGAUGGAAGGGUAUAAAGGUUGGCGAUCACCAAGUGCUUCCAUGGUACUAUUAUUACGGGGAAUUCGUAGGCUGCCCGUUCUUGAGGCUCCUCCUUUGAAUCUCCUGUUUAGCAUAUUCUGUGGUUGUACAGCAGGCUCAAGAAAGACAGGACUGACGUGAGGAAGUCCAAUUAUAUCAUAACCUAGAUC